Messenger RNA from Anopheles marshallii, 1938 nucleotides. RefSeq lists its product as uncharacterized. The record is from RefSeq and is a predicted model, not a curated record. Lineage: Eukaryota; Metazoa; Arthropoda; Insecta; Diptera; Culicidae. The transcript is spliced from 4 exons. The coding region runs from base 1 to 1938 and encodes 645 amino acids.
AUGUACCAGUGUCGCAAGUUUACACGAAGAAAUCUGCUCUUUCUGCUAUCGAUCGGUGUAGUAUAUUUGCUUCUCGAUCACUACUUCAAUGGCGAGGACUUUGGAGAUAACAGGGAAAAACUUGUCUUAAUUGAAGAAUCAAUUAAAUCGCUUGCCAACCAGGGUGCGUGCAAGAUGCCAAGUUUACCAGUGGACUCGCCGGAAAUGUUGAGCUUUCUCAAAGAAGAACCACCCAUCGAAUGUGGAAGCGAACUCCAGGACUGGGUGGAAUGCGAGAAAGCUGUUUGUAAUAUAAAACCUGAAGUUAUCAAGGCAAAGGGUAAGAUUACUUGCGACUAUGCAGACAUCCAUCGGCAAAGUGACUCUAAAGUGUCCUUUGGAGAUACGAUCAGCACAUCGGGCAGCUACACACUGCAGGGCAGUGACUUUGUGCGUGCCAAGUGUUGGACGGACAGUCGAACAGAACGGUGGCAGGGCUUGCUAGUAGGUAUCCGGCAUGAUGAUCAGUUACGAGCAAGGUCUAGCUGGAACAAGGAAUCCGCCCUGAACGUGCUGAUGCUCGGGUUCGAUUCGCUCAGCCGCAACGCAUUUCAGCGCAAGCUACCAAAGGCGUUCAAAUAUCUCACCAGUUAUCUUGGGGCGGACGUACUGAAGGGAUACAACAUCGUUGGCGAUGGGACACCCCAGGCAUUGAUCCCGCUGCUGACCGGGUUUACUGAGCUGGAACUGCCAGACACACGGCGGCGUAUGAAGAAUACCGAAUACGUGAACGUCUAUCCGCUAAUCUGGAAGGAGUACGAGAAAUAUGGGUACGUGACCGCGUUCAAUGAAGACGUACCGAAUAUCGGCACAUUUUCCUAUCGGUUGAACGGGUUCGACGAGCAGCCGACAGAUCACUACAUGCGUACCUACUAUCUAGCGAUAGAGGCGUACCUAAGUUACUACAAGCGUUUGUGCGUUGGGGCGAAACCGCGCCACAAGGUGAUGUUGGACUAUACGCGCGAUUUCAUGACGAACUAUCGGCCCAACACGCCCCGCUUCGUGUUCAGCUUUCAUGGCGAGCUAUCGCAUGAUUCGAUCAAUUUGGUCGGUGUAGCGGAUACCGAUCUUACCAACUGGUUAGUGGAGCUGAAGAAAUCCGGCAUUUUGAAUAAUACGAUUUUGGUGCUGAUGUCUGAUCACGGGAACCGUUUUGCCGAGGUGCGCAACACAUUGCAGGGUAAGCAAGAGGAACGAUUGCCGUUCUUUAGUUUCACCUUUCCCGACUGGUUCAAAGUGCAUUACAAAGAGCAGUACGACAACUUUCGCCAGAACCUCGAUCGACUCGUAACACCAUUUGAUGUGCACGAAACACUACAAGAUAUCUUAACACUUCAAACGCUCAAGGCCAAACAGAAGCCUGCCGUAUCACGUGCCAUCUCACUGUUCGAUGUUAUACCUCAGAAUCGGUCGUGCGCGGAUGCCUAUAUCGAGCCACAUUGGUGUGCCUGUUUAAAUUGGCAACCGAUUAACGAUACGACCUCAUCAGAGGAAGUGUUCCGGUCGGCAAAAACGAUCGUCGAUACGAUCAAUCACCACACCGAGCGACAUCGAGGGAUCUGUGCAUUGCUCACGUUGGACGAAAUCCGUUGGGCGGCGCGUUUGCAACCACACGAAGGAUUGGUACGCUUCAAGCAGAAUCGCGACACGGACGGUUUUCUGGGCGAUUUUUCGUCCGACGCGAUACGCGUGCCGCACGACAUGUACCAGGUGAAGCUCGUUACCAAUCCGAGUAAAGCGAUCUACGAAGCAAGCGUGCUGCACGACCGGGUGAACAAUCGUUUCCGGGUGAAGUUGGGCGAUAUUUCGCGCAUCAACAAGUACGGCACGCAGGCAAACUGCAUCUACGAGCGAGACCCGGAGAUGCGUAAAUUUUGCUACUGCAAGGACGACCAUUGA